Molecule: messenger RNA, 3996 nt
Organism: Peromyscus californicus insignis
Lineage: Eukaryota; Metazoa; Chordata; Mammalia; Rodentia; Cricetidae
Gene: CUNHXorf38
Product: chromosome unknown CXorf38 homolog
Exons: 7
Coding region: 1834-2796 (320 amino acids)
Source: RefSeq, a predicted model, not a curated record
UAGAAAUGUAUAGAAGGACUUUCAGGGUUAGGAGGAAAGUGAGAACUUCCUCAGCGUACAGCCAGUUAUUUAUAGCAGGAACUGAACCUUGUUUGAAGAUUAGCUGAGUUAAGGGUAGAAAUAAAAUUUUAUUUGCCAUGUUUUUUUUCUUCCCAAAGAAAUACCAGUUACAUUUUUUCUUUUUCUUCUUCUUCUUCUUUUUUUUUUUUAAAACCAGACAGGGUUUUUCCAUGUUGCUCAGGCUGGCCUUGAACCUCGUAGGUCCAAGUGAUCCACUUCUGAGUACUGGGAAGACAAGCGUGUCCCACCACCCCUACUUUUAAACAUUUUAAGAAAACUUAUGAUGAAAAGUGAGAAAAGGGAAAAUGUUAAUGUAGAUUUCAUUUGGGUUUUGUGGAAUUUUUCAUUUGCUUUGAUGGGAAUGGGGUAUUUGGAUUUGCUUUGGAUGGAUUUAAUAUUGAGGUUAGUAAGACCAAAUUAUGAGACGCCUGCCUGCACUGUACUUUGAGUCUCCAGAUCACCAGGUCUGAUCUGGUUUCAUAACUUGUCCCCACUCCCACUGGCUAGUGAUUUGACAUAAUUCUUUGUCUAAUAAUGUAGCUGAUGGGUGAAAGGGCAUAUUUAGGUCAAUAUAAAAUGAGAGCUAGCAUUUACUGAGAACAUACUGUAUGCCAGGCACCAUUCAUUCUAAGUGUUUCCAUGUGUACAAAUGCCCCUUACCACACUGUGAGGUAAGUAUUAAUAACCUCCUCUUACAGAUGAUAAACAGAGCCACAAAGAAGUCAAGUCAUUAAUUAGGAUUAAAAUUAGGAUCAGCCAAGAUCAAACCACAAAAAAAUUGGUAGUUUGAACCCAGAGCUAGUGCACCUUAACACUGCCUAUGCUGUGAACCAUGCAGUCUUGUGAAGGCUUCUGUGUUUACAGCCUUCAUUCAGGGUCUUUUGAUUACACACAAUUUCACCAUGUUUUCCAAGCUAAAGAAACUCACUGAAAGCAUCUAAAACAAUGACUUUCUCACUUCACAUUGGCAGUCUAAUGCAUUCUGACAGCUGAAACAACUGUGGUGUACGUUUUCUGGAGGGUUCAGCUUGUGGCUGUGCAGCCCUUCCUCCAAAUCCGGGAACCACAUUAUCCCUUGUCUCUGCCAGGUGCUCCAGUUAUGGAGAUUCUGGCCCUAGCGUCAGCGUAGCACAUGCUGGGGGCACACAACACAACAGACCCGCGCUUCACGCAGAGACUGUUCUACUGAUGUCCGGGAUUCGCUGCGGUUAUUCGGUAGCUUUAGGAACGACUUCAUUUUCUAGAAGUGCAUGAUGCAAGGAACAUGUCAUUCAAGAAACGUGCCUUGAGCACUACUCCAUCUUUACAAUUAAGGAGUCAAAAUGGGAGUCCGCACAUCCGGUUGGUUAGAGGGUUAGCAGGGUAUUUGGGGAAAUGAGAAUUAAAGCCCAAGGGCUUUAAUCAGAGGGGUUAGCAGGGUAUUUGGGGAAAUGAGAAUUAAAGCCCAAGGGCUUUAAUCAGAGAAGCUGCAUCUGAAUGUUUCAAGUCUACAAACCUUAGGCGGUUCCUUUAAGCUGUGGAGCUGCGGCUUCCCGGACGUGGAAGAAUGGCCCGCCUCUAGCCUCUGUCACGAGUGACGACGCUAAGCGUUAGGGGUGGCUUCUGGGUGGGGCUGCGCCUGCGCUGCGUGGAAGCUUCGCCGAGGCUUGCGCCGAGGAAGCUUCCCAGGAUCCCGCGCGUGCGUACUGCCGCUGCCGCCCCUCCCCCCCCAUCACACCACCACCACCACCACCACCAGCCCCGCGCGCGCCUUUCACAGCCCGGGCGUGAGACAUGGUGUUGUCAGAGCUGGCGGCGCGCCUCAAUUGCACUGAGUACAAAAACUGGGUGAAGGCAGGACAUUGCCUGCUGCUGCUGCGCAGCUGCCUGCAGGGUUUCGUCGGCCGCGAGGUGCUCUCCUUCCAUCGCGGACUGCUCGCUGCACUUCCCGGCCUUGGUCCCCACGCCACCUGCCGCGGCGGCUCCCGGUGCAGCCCGCGCGCUCGCCAGUUUCAGCCUCAGUGUCAAGUGUGCACAGAGUGGAAACGCGAGAUCUUGAGGCAUCACGUUAACAGAAAUGGAGACGUGCACUGGGGAAAUUGCCGGCCUGACCUCUGGCCGGUGGACGCUUGGGAGGUAGCCAAGGCCUUCAUGCCUCGAGGACUGGCAGACAAACGAGGACCUGAGGAAUGUGAUGCAGUUGCUCUGUUGAGUCUCAUCAACUCCUGUGAUCACUUCAUGGUUGACCGGAAGAAAGUCACAGAGCUAAUUCGGUGUCGGAACGAGAUAAUGCACUCUUCAGAGAUGAAAGUAUCUUCUACAUGGCUUCGAGAUUUUCAGAUAAAGAUCCAAAAUUUUCUGAAUGAAUUCAAGAAUAUUCCAGAGAUUGUAGCAGUAUAUUCUAGAAUAGAACAGCUGCUGACAUCUGACUGGGCUGUUCACAUUCCUGAGGAGGAUGAACGAGAUGGCUGUGAAUUCGAAACAGGAAGUUACUUGAGUGCGAGCCAAAUCCAUGAAAUUGAAACGGAACUGCUGAAGGAAAAACUGCAAGAGAUGUAUCUUCAAGCAGCUGCAGAAGAGGUGUUGCCAGAAGAGAUCUCGAAUCAACUGGAUGUGGUGAAAGCGUUUCUGAGAAACAACACAGAUCUCAGAAAUGACCUUACAGAAGAUGUGCAGAAGCUAGACAGCCUCCAUCUCCAGCAUCAGAAACAGACUUCAAAGGAUGCUGAGAGACAGCCACCUGAAAGGAAGCCUUGAGGUCAAUGGAAUCAGACUUCUUCGUGUCAACUCUGGACUUUGCUGUAUUCCCAAAACUGCCUAGAAGAAACGCUCCAUGCCAAGGCUCAGCAAACAUGAGUCGCUCCUUCACCUGGUCAGCUGCCUGCCCAAGAUUGAGUCUUCAGAGACUGGCUGGAGAGAGACUGUAUUUGGCCUAUAUUUCGACUUUAGAACCCGUGUGAAUGCAAAUGUGCCUGCAGCUUGGUGGUUUCAUUUCCUGGUUGCUGUUUGCUCUUCAGUCUUACCUUUGCUUUCCCCCUUCAUUGGUCUCCCUUCUCAAGUUCCUUGAGAAUUCUUCAGGAGUAAAACAAAACUUUGCAUUUAUUUUGCAACUUUGCCAAAACAAACAACAGCAACAACAAAGAAAACCUAAUGAAAUACCUCCUUUUUUGUAGAUCUGAGGUACACAUCAUGGACUCUUGAUUCACUAACCCACAAAGACCUGCUUUCUAACUAGGAAGUUUAAGAUCUGAACCUUUCAGUUUCCACCUGUGUCUAGUUAGUUUGUCCUUAUCAAUCAGCACGCACUUACCAGUGUCAACCCUGUGCCAGACACUGAAGUGGAUACAAACGUAAAAACGGGUGAAGUCAUACCUUACUGGCUUGUUCAGAAAACUGUAUGCUAGUAACAUUUCAUUGCAUUGAAACAGAAAGAAAGAUUUGUUUAAAGGGCUCUAAAGCAAGUGUGCUCUAUACUGAGGCAUCAGCCUGUAGGCAUCUCUUCAACAGGACUGUGCGUCUGGGCACAGGGUAUGUACGAAUGGAUGUUCACCACAGCAUUGAUACCCAGCCGCCAGUAGAGAGGCCCUGCUAAAUAAGGCAUAGAACAUAGUACUAUGUACUCUGCCCCAUAACUGUUAGAAAGAAUGAGCCUGUGCUGCAGUACAAUAAUGGGAAUUACCUAGAAGACCAGCAUGCAUGACGCCUUGAGUUAGAUCCUUGCUCCACGGGCAAAUAAGUAGAAAGUAGAAAAGCAAAGUGUUUAAUAAUACCUAGCAUGCUACAGUGCUGUUUGUAUUGUAUAAUAACUGAGGUCUGGAAAGGUUUUUUUUUCCAAGUCUGUCUGCUGUGUUAUGUCUAUGAGAGGAUUUGGGACUGUGGGGAGUAGUCAGAAGGAAUUUAUCUUUUGUAUAUUCUUUUUAUAAUAAAUACGCACUCGUGUAUUUUGAAACUUUUCAA